Messenger RNA from Populus trichocarpa (black cottonwood), 474 nucleotides. RefSeq lists its product as uncharacterized. The record is from RefSeq and is a predicted model, not a curated record. Lineage: Eukaryota; Viridiplantae; Streptophyta; Magnoliopsida; Malpighiales; Salicaceae. The transcript has a single exon. Bases 76 to 342 code for a protein of 88 amino acids.
UGAUAUCUUAAUCUCUACAAAUCCCACUUCAAAGAGUUUCCAACUUGUUGGUUCUAUAUUACAGUAACAGAGAAAAUGAGUUCAGCAAGCAAAGCUUGGUUGGUUGCAGCAGCUGUUGGAGGUGUUGAGGCCUUGAAAGACCAAGGGUUCUGUAGGUGGAACUACACCUUGAGAUCCCUGCACCAACAUGCCAAGAACCAUGUCAGAUCAGCCUCUCAGGCCAAGAAGCUUUCUUCUUCAUCUUCUGCCAUGAUCUCGAAUAAAGUCAAGGAAGUGACAGCAAAACAGCCUGAGGAAUCUCUAAGAAAAGUCAUGUAUUUGAGCUGUUGGGGUCCUUACUGAAGCUAAGAAGCAAGAAGAAAUUGAGAAAUUAUCGUGAUAGGAUUACCCUGAUUGUUGCAAGUUGAUGUAAAUUGAUUUGUAAAUUUUGUUGUUGAAUAUUUAAUGGAAUCAAACCAUAUUAUUUUUGGAUUA